This is a messenger RNA of Rotaria sp. Silwood2, 765 nucleotides long. The record is from the annotation of a GenBank genome assembly. NCBI's taxonomy places the organism in Eukaryota, Metazoa, Rotifera, Eurotatoria, Philodinida, Philodinidae.
AUGGCUUCGUCGACUGGCUCUUCACAUAAAAAAGCACUAGUAAUUGGUAUUAAUAAAUAUAUUGAUCCAACACCUGUAUUACAAACAUGUAUAGCCGAUGCCAAAUGUUUAAGCAAAACACUUAUCGAUAUUGAUUUUGAUGUAUUACAAGAACACAACUGCACAUAUAUCGAAUUUCAACAGAAAAUAGAUGAAUUCGUUGGAAAGAUUCAGAAACAAGAUAUAACUUUAUUCUAUUUUGCUGGUCAUGGAUUACAAUCAGACGAAAAAAAUUAUUUAAUAUCUUCUGAUUAUAAUUAUGAUCAUAGCAUCGAUGAGAAAACGUACCUAGCCCGAAAUUCCGUCAACGCUCAAUAUAUCUUGCACAAAAUAACGAUGAAGCAACCUCGUACUAUAAUAUUUAUAUUAGAUUGCUGUAGAACCAAGAAAAUAAAGAGCAAUUUUAUGCCAGGUUUAUCACCGAUGGAUACACCGCCGGAAACUCUACUUGUCUUUUCUUGUGGUGUGGGUCGAGCAGCGCUUGAUGAAACACGAAACAGACAAAACAGUAUCUUUACUGAAAGUUUAUUAAGACAUAUUGCAACACCUGACGAAGAUAUUGAGUCACUGUUCAUGAAAGUUACCCGUGAUGUUCGAGAUGCAACAGAUGAUUAUCAAAUACCAUAUCGCCAAAUCUGUCUUACGGAAAGAAUCUUCUUGGCAAAAAGUAAAUCAGCCGGUAAAGUAGUGUUUUAUUCUAUCUUCCGAGAGGAUCAAAGCAAAUAA